Messenger RNA from Ostrinia furnacalis (Asian corn borer), 606 nucleotides. RefSeq names its product pupal cuticle protein 20-like. The record is from RefSeq and is a predicted model, not a curated record. The transcript is spliced from 4 exons. Gene Ontology annotation, cellular component: chitin-based extracellular matrix. Gene Ontology annotation, molecular function: structural constituent of chitin-based larval cuticle. Lineage: Eukaryota; Metazoa; Arthropoda; Insecta; Lepidoptera; Crambidae. The coding region runs from base 41 to 484 and encodes 147 amino acids.
UUGCCACACCAACACUCAACAGACACUCGCCAAACUCACAAUGUCGAUCCUGUUAGUUCUAUUGUCCGUUGCGCUGCUGGGCUUCGCUGCUGGUGGCCGUCUCGACCAUCUUACGGGGUACUCCGGAGGUUUCAAUGCUGGCCCCUCCCGCUUCGAAAACGUCAACAAUGGCGAUGGGACUUACCGAUUCAGCUAUGACACCCCGACUGGCAUAUCAGCUCACGAGAGCGGCGCGCCUCGCGCGUCGGGUCCCGAGGGCCCAGCUGUCACAUCGGAAGGAGGUUUCUCGUACCGAGCGCCCGACGGCCAGCAGAUCUCAAUCUCGUACACCGCGGACGAAAACGGCUUCCACCCCACUGGGUCCCAUAUACCCACCCCGCCGCCCAUCCCUGAUGCUAUCCUCCGCUCGCUGGAGUACAACAGACAGCAUCCUUCAUCAGACAAUGGCGCUUACAACGGUGGACGGAACUCCUACCGCUACUGAAAGAAACUUGUGUAAAAAAUAUGAAAAUGGACUUACAGCGACAACAUAAAUUAUAGCAUACCUCAAAGCCAUGAACUGUGAUAUCAUCGCAAAAUAACUUAUUAAUAUUUAUUUCAUAAAUA